Molecule: messenger RNA, 1218 nt
Organism: Notechis scutatus (mainland tiger snake)
Lineage: Eukaryota; Metazoa; Chordata; Lepidosauria; Squamata; Elapidae
Product: olfactory receptor 51E2-like
Biological process (GO): G protein-coupled receptor signaling pathway
Cellular component (GO): plasma membrane
Molecular function (GO): olfactory receptor activity; G protein-coupled receptor activity
Source: RefSeq, a predicted model, not a curated record
CUUAAUUUAGCCACUGUGCCCAAGGAGAGACGGAGGGGAAAUGAUCUCGCAAGACGUGGGCACGGGGCCUCCGGAUGCCACCCUGGCAGUGCCCUCCGCAAACAAGAGCCUGGGCAGCCUCUCCGCCUUCACCUUGCAGGGCCUGCCCGGCCUGGAGGCUGCCCACUUCUGGCUGGCCUUCCCGCUGUGUGCCCUGUACGUGGUGGCCCUGGUGGGCAACUCCAUCGUGGUGCUGGUCAUCAGAGCCGAGCCGGCCCUCCACACGCCCAUGUACUUCUUCCUGGGCAUGCUGGCCGGGGUGGACCUGGCCCUGGCCUCCUGCACGAUGCCCCGGGUCCUUUCCCUCUUCUGGCUGGACGCCAAGGAGAUCGCCUACCAGACCUGCCUUCUGCAGAUGUUCUUCAUCCACUCCCUUUCGGGCAUGGAGUCCACCAUCCUCUUGGCCAUGGCCGUGGACCGCUACGUGGCCAUCUGCCGCCCGCUCCAGUACGCCACCAUCCUCACCAACUCCGUGACGGUCAAAGUGGGCCUGGUGGCUGUGGUGAGAGGGCUGGCCUUCUUCCUUCCUCUGCCCUUCCUGCUCGACCGCCUGUCCUUCUGCGAGUCCCGGGUCCUCCGGCAUUCUUACUGCCUCCACCAGGACAUGAUGAACCUGGCCUGUGACAAAGACAAGCUGGCCAUGAACGUCGUCUACGGCCUGAUCGCCAUCAGCCUGGUGAUGGGCCUGGACUUCCUGCUCAUCCUCGCCUCCUACCUGUUGAUCCUGAAGGCCGUCCUAGGGCUGAGCUCCUGGGAGCAGCGCCUCCGAGCCUCGGGCACCUGCGUGGCCCACCUCUGCAUGGUCCUGGCCUUCUACCUGCCCCUGAUUAGCCUCUCCGUCAUCCACCGGUCCACAGAAGACGUGUCCCCGCUGCUCCAGGCCAUCCUGAGCAACAUCUACCUCCUGGUUCCACCCGUCCUCAACCCCAUUGUCUACGGGGCGAGGAUGAAAGACAUCCGGAAGCGGGCCUUGAAGUUCAUGAGGCUCAGCCGGAACAGGGAGCCUCACUGAAGCCAGAUGGCUGGGGGCAGGAAACCAAGCCGGAGGGUUGCUUUCUUCAUCCCAGGAGGAGGCAGAGGGAGACAGGCAGGGCUGGGAUGCAGCCGGUUUGGACCGGUUGGGGCGAACCGGAGGCUAAAUUUGCACGUGGUUUGCCAAACUGGGAGUCGAACCUACCG